AACAGCGACGUCACACCUUUCCCGUGAUGCUUAGCGAACCUAAAUUGAAUGCUCGGCAGAAGAAAAUAUUUGUUUUUUGUGUGUGAUCGUUUUUAAGUGUAAAAAAACACAAAGCAAGACAUUUCAACUGAAACAGAAAAGCGCUAAAGAGCUAAUAUAACAGCGCCAAAAGGGGAAGCGUUUACUGGGGGAAAGGCAUCAUGGAUCAGCACUAUGAGUGCAGGCUCCUCAAGCAGAUCAAUAUCCAAAAUGAGAAUGCAAGUCCCAUUAAAGCUGUAGGAGCAGUGCGAUCUCUGACACCCACCAGCUCCCCCCUGUCCUCCCCUAGCAAGCAUGGCGAUCGCUUCAUUCCCUCCCGGGCUGGAGCCAACUGGAGUGUCAACUUCCAUCGCAUUAAUGAAAUUGAAAAGUCGCACAAUCAAAACAGGAAAACCAAAGAUGGCACCACUGACAGCAACAAAGCGGACGGACUGGCUUACUCAGCUCUGCUGAAAAAUGAGCUACUAGGAGCGGGCAUUGAGAAAGUCCAGGACCCCCAGUCAGAAGAUCGUCGCUUACAGCCAUCUACACCUGCCAAGAGGAGCCUUUUUAGUUAUUCUGUAAGCACCAAGAGAGCUCUUCCUGAAGAGGAUGGAAACACAGUCUCUCCAUAUUCACUAUCACCUGUCAGUAGUAACAGUCAGAAGCUUCUUCGAUCACCGAGAAAACCGACUCGCAAAAUUUCUAAAAUUCCUUUCAAAGUUCUGGAUGCUCCAGAGCUUCAAGAUGACUUCUACCUCAACCUAGUGGACUGGUCCUCUCUGAAUGUGCUCAGUGUGGGACUCGGUACCUGCGUCUACCUGUGGAGUGCCUGUACCAGCCAGGUGACUCGUCUUUGUGACCUUUCUGUGGAAGGAGAUUCUGUGACAUCAGUGGGCUGGUCAGAGAGGGGUAACCUGGUAGCUGUGGGCACCCAUAAAGGCUAUGUACAAAUCUGGGAUGCAGCAGCAGGGAAGAAGCUCUCUGUACUAGAAGGACACACAGCCAGAGUGGGUGCUCUAGCAUGGAAUGCGGACCAGCUGUCGUCUGGAAGCCGUGAUCGGGUGAUCCUGCAGCGGGACAUCAGAGCACCGCCUCUCCAGUCGGAGCGCCGUCUCCAAGGACACAGACAGGAAGUCUGCGGGCUCAAGUGGAGCACAGACCACCAGCUGCUAGCCUCAGGUGGAAAUGAUAACAAGUUACUCGUGUGGAACCACUCAAGCGUUCUCCCAGUGCAGCAGUACACAGAGCACUUAGCUGCAGUGAAGGCCAUCGCCUGGUCUCCUCACCAGCACGGCCUGUUGGCCUCUGGAGGAGGGACUGCCGAUCGCUGCAUCCGCUUCUGGAACACUCUGACUGGCCAGCCUCUGCAGUGCACCGACACUGGCUCUCAGGUCUGCAACUUGGCCUGGUCCAAGCACACUAACGAACUGGUCAGCACACACGGUUAUUCCCAGAACCAGAUCCUGGUGUGGAAAUAUCCUUCUCUAACUCAAGUGGCCAAACUUACAGGACAUUCCUACAGAGUACUUUAUCUGGCUAUGUCACCUGAUGGAGAGGCCAUUGUGACGGGGGCUGGAGAUGAAACUCUGAGGUUCUGGAAUGUCUUUAGCAAGAUGAGAUCUACUAAGGAAUCCGUCUCAGUGUUAAACCUCUUCACCAGGAUCCGGUAGUCGGCACUGUGCGGGGAAUAAAAACGGGAAGGGAAUUUGUCUUCGCAUGUCUCCUGAUAUAAAUGGACCCCCUUUGAACACUCACCUCAGUACUCUGCAGAAAGCCCCCUCGACUACCCAAGCCAAGUUGUAGCAGAAGAUGGGAGGAGGCACACAGACGGAGGAUUGAGGGCAGAAGAGAUGCACACAGUAUUCCACUUCCUCUUGAAUGAUGGAGCCACUGCCGGCUCCCGUUCUGGGGCCUUUAUCUCCCCGUGUGAUGACAUAUGGUCUACAAAUAGACGUUGUGCAUACUUGCCAAAUAUUGAGUUUGUCUUUUUGAUUGUUUAUUUAUUUUUUGUUUUUGCUUUUUUUUUUUCUCUCACAUUUUUAACAAAUGUUCUCAGUGUGUUUGUUGCAAAGGCUGGUUGAAUUAAUUUCAUGUUGCGUAACUGCCGUUUUUGGUCUGAUCUGUGGACUGAGUCUGAUUUUGUUCAGAUUUUCAGGAGAAAAAGAAAAGAAAAUCUAAGCUUGUGUUACCUUUUUCCUGAGGGGCAAUAAUGUUUCAUGUACACUGAUUAAGGAUCCAUAAUUUUGUGCCAUUUUGCAAAUAGUUAACAAGGAUUCAGUGAAAGAGCCUGAUCUCUUUUUUUUUUUUUUUUGAAUUUUUAAUCUGACAUUUUUAUUUCAGUCUGAUAUUAAGCAAACAUGGCAAACAUUACUUCAUAAUCGCCCAAAAACAAUUAGUUUUUGGGAAAUUAUCCUUUCUUAAUUGAAAAGCCAGCCAAGGAAAAUAAAAAGGAAAUAGCUUUGGCUUAUCAUUGUAGUUUACAAUAGUCAGUGCACAGUAAAAACAUUUGUGAUUAAACCAGAUGGUGAAAUGCUGCUAAAGAACUUCUGCUUUGUGCUAUGUUUGUAAGAUAUUCAAGCUCGGGGCGCUUGCUUCUUUGCUGCUUCAAACUUUUUCUGUGUUAAGCAGUCAUGCUAUUGAAUUUAGUUUUUAAAAUCUGGAAGCAUAUUUCAUAUCUGCCGCUGCGUUUUCUUUGAAUGUUUCAGUCACCUACAUUUAAAUGAAUGCUAUUUAUUUGUCUUGUGGAAGUUUAUAGUACAGAGAGAACAUGUUUGCUUAUUGAGGUUAUCUGAGGGGAGCUGACUGUAAACUCUGGAAAUUUCUUUUAAUGCCACUUCAAGACAACACUGGCAACUUCAGUUAUUGAACGAAUGUUUUAAAAAAGUACAAUAUUUCUGUACUGGGACAUGAACAACAAUUAAAUCGCCAUAUCUUGUAACUUA
This is a messenger RNA of Archocentrus centrarchus (flier cichlid), 2963 nucleotides long. RefSeq names its product fizzy-related protein homolog. The record is from RefSeq and is a predicted model, not a curated record. Gene Ontology annotation, molecular function: ubiquitin ligase activator activity; protein binding; anaphase-promoting complex binding. Bases 201 to 1691 code for a protein of 496 amino acids. The transcript is spliced from 14 exons. Gene Ontology annotation, biological process: anaphase-promoting complex-dependent catabolic process; positive regulation of anaphase-promoting complex-dependent catabolic process; positive regulation of ubiquitin protein ligase activity. Gene Ontology annotation, cellular component: anaphase-promoting complex. Lineage: Eukaryota; Metazoa; Chordata; Actinopteri; Cichliformes; Cichlidae.